This is a messenger RNA of Actinia tenebrosa (Australian red waratah sea anemone), 1250 nucleotides long. RefSeq lists its product as uncharacterized. The record is from RefSeq and is a predicted model, not a curated record. Lineage: Eukaryota; Metazoa; Cnidaria; Anthozoa; Actiniaria; Actiniidae.
CAAGUGAGCAUAAUAAUCCAUGCGCUUUGUAUAGGAGUUCUAUAGAACUUGUAUACAAAGCUUCAAAUUAUAUGUUGGAAUUCCACUAUAUCGCAAAACACCAAUGAAACGCUUUAAGCUUUUGCAUAUUCACGUUCCUAUUAAUUGACUAUAAAAUCGAACUUUGGCUUUUUACAUGUGCAUUUCAUUGAGUUCACUUCACGGUUCACUUUGCUGAGAUGGAGACGUAUGAAGAGUGCUGUUGCGAAAUGUUAGCGGUCGACAAGGACGACGAUGCAAUCCUAUCGCAAUUGGUGGACAGUUUUGAAAACGAGAACUCGUCCUUAACUGUAAAAACUAUUGAAGAGGAGGAAGUCGAAGAGCCUCAGCAAAGUCGUUUCAAGAAAAUGCAAGAGAGGAAUUUAGUAGAACUAGCAGAGGAUCGAUUCCAACUAAUACGAAGAGUAAAGCCAUGUGGGCUUUCCGCUUAUACCAAAAUUGGGCAAUGUGGCGAAAGAGGGGUGACUUUUCUAAAGAUGAGAAGUCUACCUGAGUGACGUUGUUAGCCAAUUCAUCGCUGAAGUUAGAAAGGAAGGAGGCGAACGAUAUCCCGCCAAAACAUUGCACGAGAUAGUGAGUAGUUUGCAGAAGUAUUUUGAAAUGAAGGGGAGAGUAGUUAAGUUUUUUGCAUAGUUAAGCAUUUGAAAAGCUAAGAAAAUCACUAGAUAUCGAAAUAAAAACUUCAACCAAUAACAAGCUAGGCUUGCAUCCCAAGCAGGCACAAGUAAUUUCUGAAGAAAUAGAAAAUUAUCUUUGGGAAAACAAAUUUCUGAGCGAUAGUUGUCCCAAAGUUCUGUUGAGAACAGCCCUUUAUUUAAUAGGUCUAAAUUUUGCCAUGAGGGCUGGGGAUGAACAUAGUAAAUUGACCAUAAGUAAUCUUUCAAUCAAUACUGAUUUCGAGGGGAGGGAAUAUUUGCUUUAUUCGGAGGGUGUGUCUAAAACUAUACAAGGUGGUUUGAAACAUCGCAAGUUAACGCCCAACGUUAGUAGGGCAUAUGCUAAUGUCCAAUGUCCAGAGCGAUGUGUGGUGCAAAUUGUUAAGACCUAUAUAAGGCGUUGUCCUAAAGAUGCAUUAGAAAAGGCUUUUUUAUUUAAAGCCUUUGCAAAAUUACAAGAAAGGAUAAUUAUGGUACUGUAGUGUUCCUUUGGGUCAUAAUACACUUAAGAAUGUAGUUCAGUCAAUGAUGAAGGAAACUGGGGUAGAUGGUUUU